This is a messenger RNA of Cooperia oncophora, 912 nucleotides long. The record is from the annotation of a GenBank genome assembly. Lineage: Eukaryota; Metazoa; Nematoda; Chromadorea; Rhabditida; Trichostrongylidae.
AUGAGCGAACCAAUCGAUCUUGCUUCUCACUUCGGACAUGUUGGUCCAUUGUACGAUCGGGAAGGAGGAGGAAUGGAUUCGAUGCUCAUGGGACUAUUGGGUACUCCAUCAAUGGCAUUUGAUCGUCAUAUCACUAACGCGGUGAGGAACCAUUUGUUCAUGAGACGUGGGGAGCCGACAAGUGGAUUGGACCUUAUUGUACUGAAUAUUCUGCGAGCACGUGACCAUGGUGUACAGCCUUAUAACGACUUGAGAGAGUACUGCGGUUUGAAAAAGGCUAGAACUUUCGACGAUCUCAAGCACGAGAUGGAUUCUGAGGCCAUAUCGGCUUUGUCGUCAUUGUACGAAUCUGUUGAUGACAUUGAUUUGUUCCCAGGACUUGUCAGUGAGAAGCCUCUGAAGGGAGCACUGUUGGGACCAACAAUGUCCUGUAUACUGGCCGAGCAGUUUGGCCGAUUGAAGAAAUGUGAUCGAUUCUUCUAUGAAAACGAUGGCGUGGCCAAGUUUAGUCCGGCGCAGCUGAGUGAAAUUCGAAAAAUUCGUCUCUCAUCGAUCUUCUGCGCCAACAGUCGAUAUCUGAGAACCAUUCAACCGAAUGUCUUCGACGUGCCGGAUGAUCUAAUAAAUGCUCAAGUGCCAUGCGAAGACGUUCCACAGUUGGAUCUCAGUCACUGGAAAGAUCGGAAGCACUGUGAAAUGAAUGGCCGAACGAUACAAAUGGGUACAUCAUUGCAUGUCACGCCAUGUGUGACGUGCACUUGCACACACGAUGGGGUGGCAUGUCAUCCGGCCACGGUUGAUAGUUGUGUGAAACUCUCGCACAAAUACUUGCUUAGUGAUAUCUCAAAGGACACGUCUUGUAUGAUCCAAUGCUGGCGACGGCUCAUGAAAACAGCCAGAAUGAUUCAGUGA